AUGUCUCGCUAUGCAUCACUGUUCAAGAUGAUUUCUUUCCUCUCGCUUUUGAGCGAUGUCAUAGCCUACAUUACCGAACCUAAGCUUCUCACCAUUAAUAACUACCAAAAGACAAGAACGACAUGGUUGGGCGGCUACGUCGCUCCCCACGGCUAUCAGCAACUAUCGGGAAACGAAAACCGAAUCCGCUCCCAUCCCUUGAAGAUUAUCAAGGGGUGGUAUCUGGUCACGACGCGCAAUAAUCCGUUUGAAACACGGAAGCCCAAUCCCGCCUCUGAAGGCCAAGAGUGA
Pyricularia oryzae 70-15 is the source of this 291-nucleotide messenger RNA. RefSeq lists its product as uncharacterized. The transcript has 3 exons. Lineage: Eukaryota; Fungi; Ascomycota; Sordariomycetes; Magnaporthales; Pyriculariaceae. The record is from RefSeq and is a predicted model, not a curated record. The coding region runs from base 1 to 291 and encodes 96 amino acids.